Penicillium antarcticum is the source of this 1059-nucleotide messenger RNA. RefSeq names its product sterol desaturase family protein. Gene Ontology annotation, molecular function: iron ion binding; C-4 methylsterol oxidase activity. Gene Ontology annotation, biological process: ergosterol biosynthetic process. The coding region runs from base 1 to 1059 and encodes 352 amino acids. The record is from RefSeq and is a predicted model, not a curated record. Lineage: Eukaryota; Fungi; Ascomycota; Eurotiomycetes; Eurotiales; Aspergillaceae. The transcript has a single exon.
AUGUCGACUCAGACAAUGACUACCAAGCGGAAUCCCGCAGACUCCAUGGUGUCUACCUGGCGCCACGACCGAUCCCAAUGGAGCUUCUGGCACUGGAUGAUCGAACUCUUGGGACUACAUCUCGUCGACCUAGACAACAAAGUCCCUAUCUUCUCCAAGAAAGAUAAAAUCCCAGCCAUACGUGAAUGGACGGUCCAUCUGUGGAUUCUGAUUCACGCGAUGAUCCCACUCGUCCUUCAUCAUGUCUACACGACCUACACCGGCCAGAAUUUGGGUCUCAUCGGCGCUUUCGCUCUAUAUUCCAGUUUCUUCAAGCUCAACGGUAUCCAUGAAAUGCACAUCAUGCGUCGCCUUGGUCAGGUCUACGGGUUUUUGGAUGGCGACAAACAUCCACGAGAUGAAAUACCUGAUGUUGGCGUUGGCAAGGUUAUACGGGAACUCAUUUCAACGUCAUCACUGCGCAUGGUCAUGGCCAUCUUCCUCACCUAUCGACAGGGUGAGGCACCAGCAACUCUACAAUGGAAAUGGCUUCCUUUGGAGAUAGGCCUGUACAGUAUCACCGUCGACUUCUGGUUUUACUGGUAUCACCGUAUGAUGCACUCCGUGGGACCCCUGUGGCAGUUCCACCGUCGACACCAUUUGACAAAACACCCUAACCCCCUUCUUUCUGCCUAUGCCGACCACGAGCAAGAGUUUAUGGAUAUAACCGGUAUCCCUCUUAUGGCGUAUAGUACGCUGAAGGUUUUCGGCUUGCCGAUGGGAUUCUACGAAUGGUGGAUCUGCUUCCAGUAUAUUGCCUUCUCGGAAUUCAUUGGGCACAGCGGUCUCCGGUUGCAUGGCGGAGCACCCUCUACUGUGAAUUGGCUGUUGGAAUUAUUUGAUGCAGAACUGGUUAUUGAAGAUCAUGACCUUCAUCAUCGAUAUGGCUGGAGGAAGAGUCAUAAUUAUGGCAAGCAGACUCGUCUUUGGGACCGGAUUUUUAGGACUUGUCAUGAGCGCAUUGAAAGUGUUAAAGAUAAUGUCGAUUACGAGAAUCGUGUCACGAUGCCACUUCUUUGA